AUGGCUCAAACUAUGUUGCUCAUGUCUAGUGUCUCCAGCACCUAUUCUGUUACCUUGAACAAAGAUCCUUUGCUUCAAUUACAGUGUCAAAGAUUGAAGCCUAGGUUUUCUGAUAUCUCAUUCAACCCACUUUCUUCUAAUUCAAAGUCUUUUUCAUCUCGCACAUUUAAAACUCUGGCUCUAUUCAAAUCAAAGACCAAAGCCCCUGCUAAGGUUGUACCUAAACCAAAACCAAAGGUUGAAGAUGGUGUGUUUGGAACUUCUGGUGGAUUUGGCUUCACUAAACAGAAUGAACUUUUUGUUGGUCGUGUUGCUAUGAUCGGUUUUGCGGCAUCAAUUUUGGGUGAAGCAGUAACCGGCAAAGGAAUUCUAUCACAAUUGAAUUUGGAAACUGGUAUUCCAAUUUAUGAAGCUGAGCCUCUCCUCUUAUUUUUCAUCAUUUUCACACUUCUAGGAGCCAUUGGAGCUCUAGGUGACCGUGGUAAAUUCGUCGAUGAUGAACCUACUACCGGAGGCGUUAUUCCUCCUGGAAAAGGCUUUAGAGCAGCUCUCGGUCUCAGCGAAGGAGGCCCUUUAUUCGGAUUCACCAAAUCCAAUGAACUGUUUGUUGGAAGAUUGGCUCAAUUGGGAUUUGCUUUCUCUUUGAUCGGAGAGAUUAUUACCGGAAAGGGAGCACUAGCUCAACUCAACAUUGAAACCGGUGUACCAAUCAAUGAGAUUGAACCACUAGUGUUGUUCAAUGUUGCUUUCUUCUUCAUUGCGGCUUUGAAUCCUGGAACUGGCCAGUUUGUAACUGAUGACGAAGAAGAUUAG
Molecule: messenger RNA, 813 nt
Organism: Vicia faba (fava bean)
Lineage: Eukaryota; Viridiplantae; Streptophyta; Magnoliopsida; Fabales; Fabaceae
Source: the annotation of a GenBank genome assembly